GCUGCGGUUCCAGGCCCAGCUGGGCUACCUCUUUCGGUUCAGAAUUCAGCCCUGGCGACAAGGAAGGGUUAUCGACCACCGAGUCUCCAAGUCCGUCCAUCCUAGAGGGCCCAGCGCGCGACUCGACGCCCGGGUGUCGCUAUCUCUCGUCCCAGCUCUGUGAGGCCCGUGCGUCCAGGUCGUCCCUGUGUCGCGUUCGGGCUGCCGGCGGAGCCUAGUGACCCGAAUCCGUCCUUGAGGGUCGCCGUCCCCUUCCGCGCGUGGGCCCCCCGACCUUCCUGCGGCUUAGCGGGCGUCCGAGCUGCGGUCCCGGGGCUCGUCGCAUCUCCGCCAGUACAAGCCCGUUUUGUCCUGGUCAGGAUCAACGGCCCCUGGCGUUUCUGGGCGUGCGUGCUCACACAAUUGUGUUUUUUCUUGUGAGUAUGAAUAAGAGAGGAAAAUAUACAACACUGAAUUUGGAGGAGAAAAUGAAGGUUCUAAGUAGGAUUGAAGCUGGAAGAUCUCUUAAAAGUGUAAUGGAUGAAUUUGGAAUCAGUAAGUCAACAUUUUAUGACAUUAAAAAGAAUAAGAAAUUGAUUUUGGACUUUGUACUGAAGCAGGACAUGCCAUUAGUAGGGGCUGAGAAGAGAAAGAGGACAACAGGAGCCAAAUAUGGUGACCUGGACGACGCCGUCUACAUGUGGUACCAACAGAAAUGCUCCGCUGGUGUCCCUGUGAGAGGUGUGGAGCUUCAGGCUGCUGCCGAGAAAUUCGCGUGUCUUGGGCGAACAGACUUCAAAGCUAGCACUGGUUGGCUUUUUAGAUUUCGAAAUAGGCAUGCAAUUGGGAACCGAAAAGUAUGUGCGGAACAAGUCCUAAGUUCAGCUUCAGAAAAUGUUGAGUCAUUUCGACAAAAACUGUCCAUGCUUAUCAAAGAAGAGAAGUUGUGUCUUGCUCAGCUGUACAGUGGAGAUGAGAUGGACCUCUUUUGGAAGUCAAUGACAGAAAAUACUCAGGCAAGCAGAAAAGCUAUUUGCCUGCCAGGGAGGAAAAUAAACAAAGAACGAUUGUCUGCUCUUUUAUGUGCAAACGCGUAUAGUACUCAUAAGUUGAAGUCAAUCAUUAUUGGAAAAUCAAAGCUGCCCAAAAGUGUAAAAGAGGACACGUGUACAUUACCUGUGAUAUACAAACUUAGUAAAGAUGUUUGGUUCACCAGGGAAUUGUUUUCAGAAUGGUUUUUUCAAAACUUUGUUCCUGAGGUCAAGCACUUCCAACUUAAUGUUCUAAGAUUCCAUGAGGAGGAUGUCAAGGCCUUGUUACUUCUGGACAGUUCUCCAGUUCACCCUUCUACUGAAUUACUAACCAGUGAGGAUGGUCGAAUAAAAUGCAUAUUCUUUCCCCAUAACACUUCAACCUUGAUUCAACCAAUGAAUCAAGGUGUGAUCUUGAGCUGCAAACGACUUUACAGGUGGAAGCAACUUGAGGAAAGUCUUGUAAUUUUUGAAGAAAGUGAUGAUGAACAAGAAAAAGGAGAAAAAGUAGCUUCCAAGAUUAAAAUCUACAACCCAAAAAGAGCAGUUUUUAACUGGGCAAAGAGUUGGGAUGAAGUAAAGCAAAUAACGAUAGCAAAUGCAUGGGGAAAUCUUCUUUACAAAAAGGAACAUGAAUAUGAUCUUCAAGGCUUAGAAGAUGGGGAUUAUAGAGAAAUUUUUGAGAAAUGUAGGGAGUUGGAAACCAAGCUGGAUGACAAUAGGGUAUGGUUCAAUGGGGGUGAAGAAGAAAAGGGUAGCCCCCCAAAAAUAAAAGGUGGAAUUACAAAGAAAGUUGUUCAAAAAGGAGCUAAAGAGGAGGCUGGUGAAUUUAAGUUAUCUGCUGUAGGAAAGAGUUUGGACUACCUACUGGACUUUGUCGAUGUCACACAUGAGUUUCAAAGGUUCCAUUUUACACUGAAAGAGGUGCAACAAGAAAUAAUCAAGAAACAGUUCCAGAAUAGAUUCCAUUCUAGAAUUGGUAGCUUUUUGAAACCGAGGUCUCAUAAUAUUAAGUAUUCCUUCAGUAUGCCUUCAACUUCUGGUUGUAAUAAUUAGAUGUUGUGUUUAAAGAUUUCUGCAGUUUUGUGAUGAUACAUGAACUAGACCUGUUGUGGAUUGUCAUUGUUUUUAUCAACUGACCUCACUUUGCAUAGCAAUGCCCAUUUAUAUUGUUUUUAAAUUUUUAAUGGAAUAAAUUUGGGUUUUUUUUUAUGUUUUAA
Messenger RNA from Dama dama (fallow deer), 2230 nucleotides. RefSeq names its product tigger transposable element derived 7 (gene TIGD7). Gene Ontology annotation, cellular component: nucleus. The record is from RefSeq and is a predicted model, not a curated record. Gene Ontology annotation, molecular function: DNA binding. NCBI's taxonomy places the organism in Eukaryota, Metazoa, Chordata, Mammalia, Artiodactyla, Cervidae.